AUGGCUCCAGGAAGACGAGGCACAGGACGAGGAGGUGCCGGCAGUGGUGGAAACAGCAACAACAACAUGAACAGGAAACCACAAGCCAACAACCACAGCAGAAAAGCUCGCGGUAGAGCAGCAGCAGCAGCAGAAGAAGCGGCUGCGUCUUCAGGAACCGGCAAGAACAGGGUGGUCAAGAACCUCGCCAACGUCUUCUCGCUCGAUGACGAGGACGAGUCCAAGACUGCGAGACGUCGUAAGCAGUACCUGGACGAGGUUGAAAACUACGAGUACAACGUUGACGAGAUUGAUGAUGAGGAUGAUGAAGAAAUUGACUCUGAUGAGGCCUUUGAUGAGGGCGACGAGGAAAAGUAUGAGAACUUCCAGUUCUAUGGGUCCAAGGAUCAGGCCAAGAAGAAUAAGAAGAAGAAGCAGCUCGCUGAUAAGAAGGGCAAGAGCAAAGUCGCGGAUUCAGAGGACGAGGACAUGAUGGACCAGGAUGAGAGCGAGGAAGAGGAAGAGUCCGAGGAGGAAGAGGGUGCAGAAUACAUGGAUAUCUCCGAGAUGUUGGACCAGCCCCAGUCGGAUGAUGAGAUUCCUUUGCCCAAGAAGACCAAGGUCACAGGAUUCAACGACUCUGACAGCGAGGUCGACGACUUCAAGUUUGGCGGCGACGACGAUGAAGAGGAGGAUGAAGACGAGGAUGAGGAUGAUGAGGAGGAUGCCGAGGAGGGCGAGGAGGAAGAUGAGGAAAUGGACGAGGGCGAGGACGAGGGCAAGUCCAGUAACCUGACCAGCUUUAUCGACUCGUUGGAGACAUCUGUCAAGAAGCGCAAGCAGGAUGACAACGCCUCGGCCUCGACAAAGAAGGCUCGUAAGAACCUCCGCGAGCGUACUGAGGCUUACGACGAGUCCGAAUACAACCUUCAGGCUCACCGAUCCUCUGCGGCACACUCUCUCAACGGACCCAGCAACAAGAAGAAACUCGACAUGUUUGAUUUGGUCAGCUCUAUUCAGGAUGAGGCCGGCUUCAGCUCGUUGAAGAAGAACGUCCAAGCUUUAGAUAAUGGUCCCAAGAGCGGGAAGUCUGCCGAUACCCUGACAGCACCUUUGCCCAAGAUUGUCCAGGAUCGUUUGAACCGUCAGGCUGCCUAUGACGAGUCCAAGAAGGAGAUCUCCAAGUGGCUGCCCAUUGUCCAGCAGAACCGUCAAGCCGAGCACUUGGCCUUCCCCAUGAACGCCCCCGGUAUCCAUACUCCCUCGAGUGCCUCUCUUGCUAGCAGUUUUGGUGUUUCGACCAAGAUGGAGCGUGAGGUCGAGAGUGUGUUGAUGGAGGGUGGUAUGCAGGAACGCAAGCUGGUCGAGUUUGAGGAACUGGCUCUGAACAAGAUGACAACCGAGGAGGUGGAGAAACGUCGACAGGACCUCCGCAUGAUGCGUGAGUUGAUGUUCCGUGACGAGAUCCGUGCCAAGCGUGUCUCCAAGAUCAAGAGCAAGCUGUACCGCAAGAUCAAGAAGAAGGAGCGUGAACGCAACGGAUUGACUGCCGAGGAGAUGGAGGAUCUCGACCCGGCCCAGGCUCACGAGGAACGUCUGUUGGCCGAGCAGAAGCGUGCCCAGGAGCGUAUGACCCUCAAGCACAAGAACACUGGAAAGUGGGCCAAGGACCAGCUCAAGCACGGCAACUUUGAUCCCGAGUCCCGCCAGGCCAUUACCGAACAGAUUGAGCGUGGUGACCGUCUGAGACGCAAGAUCCAGGAUGUCGACUCGGACGAGGAGCAAUCUGGUGGUGAGAGCGAUUACAGUGAUCUGGAGGACGACGAUGUCGAGGGUGCCAAGGCUCGUGCCUUUGACGAGUUGGCUCAGGUCGAGGCUCAGUUGGCCAAGGCUGAGGAUGCUGCCAAGGAAGCCAAGGUUGGCAAGGGAGUCUUUGCCAUGAAGUUCAUGCAGGAUGCUGCCAAAAGGAGCAAGAUGCAGGCUCAGAUUGCCGCCGACGAGUUCCGCAAGGAGAUGGAGGAGGAGGAGGAGAUGCGCAACAUGUCGAGCGAUGACGAGUGGAAGACGGUCCAGAAGAACAAGAAGGGAGGCAAGAAGACCAAGGAGGCUGAGGCUGGUACUGUCAUUGGUGCCGGUGGACGCAUGGUCUUUGGUACUGCCUCGGACGGCCCUAUCGAGAAAAACAGUCAACCCGACAAGGCUGUCAAGUUGAACAAUGCUGGUCAGAUCAACAAGGUUGCGCUCUCAGCUGGACACACGACUAAGGUUGCCGGCCCUGUCACUGUCAAGAUUGCUGGCACAAGCGCACGGACUGCCGCGCAGGACGAUGGCUCUGACGACGGAUCCACCAACCCAUGGCUCAAGACGGAUACGCACCACCAGGGCAAGAUUGCACGGAAGAACGACAAGGGCACGACCAAGGACAGCUCCAAGGUCGACAAGUUGCAGGCCAAGAUCAAGAAGCAGAAGGACGCCGAGGCCGGAUCGGAUGACGACGUCCAGAUUGAUACCAGCUCCUUCUUGACCCUCAGCAAGGACAGCCAAAAGGAGCGCGGAUUGCACAAGGGCGAACCGACCACAGCAUCAGCACCAGCACCAACGACGUCGAAGAAGGACAAGAAGAACAAGAAGGCAGCAGCAGAAGAAAUGUCAGAAGCAGAGGAGGGAACGGUAACGGUAGCGGGAGAUGGUAAUGACUCGGACGAUUCGGACCCUGAGCCCGUGAUGGUCCAUACCAAGACUGUCGCUGCUCUUUCACAACGCGAUCUCGUCGCCCGCGCUUUCGCCAACGACAAUGUUGUGUCAGAGUUUGAGAAGGAGAAGAUGGAGACCAUGGAAGCCGAGAAGCCCAAGGACAUCGACCUCACCCUUCCUGGAUGGGGCUCGUGGGCAGGAAAGGGACAGAAGAAGAGGAAGAAUGUGGUGGUGAAGAAGGCACAACCAGGCGAUGGAGUGGAUAUCAGCAAACGUAAGGAUGCCAAGCUGGCCCAUGUGAUCAUCAACGAGAAGCGCGACAAGAAGGCCUCGAACUAUUCUGUGACCAAGAUCCCUCACCCCUUCACGACCUGGGCCCAGUACGAGCAGUCUCUCCGUGCCCCCGUCGGAAAGGAAUGGAACACCAACGCCACCUUCCAGAAGAUGACCCUCCCCAGAGUCACCACCAAGCUCGGAAAGAUCAUCGAUCCCCUCACCGCACCCUUCAAGUAG
Messenger RNA from Linnemannia hyalina, 3186 nucleotides. The record is from the annotation of a GenBank genome assembly. NCBI's taxonomy places the organism in Eukaryota, Fungi, Mortierellomycota, Mortierellomycetes, Mortierellales, Mortierellaceae.